This is a messenger RNA of Teleopsis dalmanni, 1118 nucleotides long. RefSeq names its product cell wall protein IFF7-like. The coding region runs from base 305 to 1078 and encodes 257 amino acids. The transcript has 4 exons. The record is from RefSeq and is a predicted model, not a curated record. NCBI's taxonomy places the organism in Eukaryota, Metazoa, Arthropoda, Insecta, Diptera, Diopsidae.
AUAAUACAUAAUUUUAAUUCUCAAUCAAAUUGUUGAAUGAAGAUCUUGAAAGUCAGUAAAUCAGUUAAUUUAAAUUUAGUAGCAAAAACCUAUUCGGACAGUAUUACAAAAUUUUAAUUUCAUAGUAUAUUUUAAAUAUAUGAAGCAAUAGUUGUUUUAUAUUCAAUCAACAGAAAUAUCGUAGUCAAGAAAAAUCAUCUAGAGUUCAGAAGACCUCAUACCUUGUUAUAUCAACGUAACAAUUACAAAAUUUCAAAAUUAGCGCUCAAAUAAAACUAAUUACCUUCUUAAGUCACUUAGCAAAAUGAAUAACGAAUUGCAGAGCAUGGAUAAUACUAAACCUGAACCCAUGGAUGAAACUAACGGUUAUAACGUUGAUCAGAGUUUAUCUGAGACAACGGGCACCUCGUCUGUAGCAUCAGGUACCUCGACUGAAACAUCGGGUGCAUCGACUGAAACAUCGGGUACCUCGUCAGAAUCAUCGGGUACCUCGUCAGAAUCAUCGGGUUUCCUAUUUGAAGUAUUGGGUACCUCGUCUAAAACAUCGGGUGCCUUGUCUGAAGCAUUGGGUACCUCAUAUGAAGCAUGGAGUACCUCUUCUGUAGCAUCGGAUACGUCGUCUGAAACAUCGGAUACUCUAUCUGAAGCAUCGGAUACUCUGUCACUGGCGAUAAAUAUUGAUGAUACUAUGAACCUACCAAGCGCUUUAAGUAUAUUAAUACGUAAACCCAUUAAUGAAAAAGACGCUAAUAACGUUGGUCAGAGUUUAUCUGAAGCACAAGGUACCUUGUCUAAAUCAUCGGGUACUUCAUCACUGGUGCAAAAUAUUGAUGACACUAUGAACCCAUCAAGUUCUGAAAGCAUAACAAAACAAUCAUCAAAAGCCUCAUGGGUGUACGCGGAACCUAACGGUGGCGUUCCAUUCGACAUCUUUGAUUUGGCUAAUGACUUACCAGGCCUUUCUGAAGACGAUACGCGAAGGAUUCAUUUUUUCGGUGCAAUAGAAAAUACAAUUAAUUAUAGCAAGGAACACCGAAUACGCUUAACACUAAGACGUUGUAAUCGUUCAAAUAUAUAACAUUAGAUGCUAUUAAAUAUAAUAUUUAAAUAUAUUAUUU